UGACAGCAAUGUGGACCAUCCGGAAUUCUGCACCUUCACUGGACUCAAGAACUGGGAGCUAGACAUCCUCAACUCCAGCUGGUUGGAGCUGGUGGGUGAAGACAACAGUCGACGUGCUGAGACAGCUACAAGAUUGGUCCUGUGGUUGUUCGACAACAUCCCCAACAUGCAACAACGCUUGUCCAACAAGAUCCCCAUAUCAUCCCACCGUUCUCUGCUCGUACGAGACAAGAUGUUCCUGUCCCACUCCUUCAAGUUGAUCGGUGGCCUGGAGAGGCUGGUCCAUGCUUCACUCGACCCCGAGCAGUUGGAGAGGGAGAUGAACUAUCUCAUCCACAUCCACACUGACAGUAAGCCGCCAAUCGGGGACCAAUACUUCAAGCACUUCCGGCGAGAAUUCCAUGUUUUCUUACAAGAGAGAUUUAAAGCCCAGGGCGAUGACGAGAGAAUCCGGAUCUGGCAGGUUUUGGUGAACAAGUUCUGUGACCUGAUUCAUGAGGGGGAGCAGCGCGUCUGCCAGAGGGGGCAGAAGAAGAGAGGAUGUUGUUGUGUACAGUGA
Molecule: messenger RNA, 559 nt
Organism: Physella acuta
Lineage: Eukaryota; Metazoa; Mollusca; Gastropoda; Physidae
Molecular function (GO): oxygen binding; heme binding
Source: RefSeq, a predicted model, not a curated record